AUGGUCGUUCUUACUAGGCAAAGGUGGUUUGGGGGGGACUUUUGCAUCAACAUUGCAGGGCACAUCAAGAGAGCAGCCAACAAAGCCGCCAAGGUUGCGGGAGAGCUUACACGGUUAAUGCCGAACGUUGGGGGCCCGUGGAAAGCCAAAAGGUGGCUUCUGGCGUUGGUCUCUAACUCGAUACUCCUGUACGGCGUGGAGGUUCACUUGCACCUACCACACGGUUUCCUAUGCUGCUGUUAUGGUGAUAGCCCAACGAUUCCCGUCGUGUUGCUUGCACUGGAGUGGCGAAGAAAAUUCCUGAGCUCCAGUAACGAAAGUGAUGGCGACAGAUGGGAGAAAUCAUUGACGACGUGGCCUCAGGAUUGGGAUCGGGCUAGUGUUGGUAGAUGGACUCACUGUCUGAUCCUGAACCUGCGACCAUGGGUGGGAAGACGGCAUAGACAGGUAAAUUAUAACCUCACCCAGUUCCUCUCUGGGCAUGGUCAGUUCGAUGCCUAUCUCCACCGUGUGGCAGUGAAAGCAUCCCCCAGAUAUGUUUACUGCCCUGCGGUGGUUGAUACUGUCGAACACACGUUUUUCGUGUGCAAGAGAUGGCACCGUGAGUGCCAGCAACUAGUCGAUAAGCUCGGCGUGACACCUACUCCUGAAAACGUUAUCUCUAAAAUGCUUCGCACCAAAGAGUGA
Copidosoma floridanum is the source of this 687-nucleotide messenger RNA. RefSeq lists its product as uncharacterized. The record is from RefSeq and is a predicted model, not a curated record. Lineage: Eukaryota; Metazoa; Arthropoda; Insecta; Hymenoptera; Encyrtidae.